AUGCCUUUAUAUACCUCUCCAUUUCUUCUUUACCCAUCACCAACUGCUCCAACUGUCAACUGCCAUUUCCCUCGUCGACGCGGCGCCACGUGCCCUUCAUCUUCUCUACGGCGCCGUUUCACCUCCAAAGUGAAACCCUUUCUCCCAAUUCCACUCCAUUCCGCCAAGGUUUUCAGAAAACCCAAUUUGCAGUGCUCGGCCUCCUCCUUAUCCAUGUCUGCAGAGGAGUCCACUUCGACCUCUCAGGGUAGCUUGUUGUAUUCAAGGGCAUUCUGGGUUAGUGAAUCAAUUAUUGCUUGGAAUGUGUAUGUUGGAAAUGGUUCCUGCUAUUUAUUGGCUAGUAAAACUGCUGCUUUAUCUCUUACAAGUGAUGGAAUUCUAGGUGAGGAUGUAAAAGUUAAGCUUGAAGAAGAUAAACACGGGCUUCCAGAAAAUGUGAAAGAAAAAUUUCCUCAUAUCAAAGAUUACAGAGCUUUUAAUGUGCCCCCUGAUUUGGACGCCAAACCUCUUCUCAAAUGCCAAGUGGCUGUAGCUACUUUCAAUUCUGAUGGAAGGUGCAGUGAUGCUACUGGUCUGCAAUUACCUGGUAUCCUAGAUGACUUGUUCUCAUAUAAUGGUCCCCUUGGUGCACUUUAUUCAAAACAAUCAGUGUCACUUUACCUUUGGGCGCCUACGGCUCAGGAAGUAUGUGUUUGCAUUUAUAAGGAUCCAUCAGGUGGGAGUCCCCUAGAGGUAGUGCAACUUGAGGAAUUUAAUGGUGUUUGGAGUACUAAAGGACCAAAAAGUUGGGAAGGCUGCUAUUACGUGUAUGAAGUGUCUGUAUAUCAUCCUAGCACCUUGAGAAUUGAAAAAUGCUAUGCAAACGAUCCAUAUGCCAGAGGGCUCUCAUCAGAUAGCAGGCGGACAUUGUUGGUCAAUCUUGAUUCUGAUAAUAUAAAACCUGAAGGAUGGGAUAAAUUGGUAGAUGAGAAACCUGAUAUACUUUCUUUUUCUGACAUAAGUAUUUAUGAGUUGCACAUAAGAGAUUUCAGUGCCAGUGACCAGGCUGUGCAUCCUGAAUUUCGUGGUGGAUAUCUUGCCUUCACUUUGCAGGACUCAGCUGGUGCAAUUCAUUUGAAGAAAUUAUCAAAUGCUGGUAUAACUCAUGUUCAUCUACUGCCAGCCUUCCAAUUUGCAGGUGUUGAUGAUGAGAAGGAGAACUGGAAGAGUGUAGAUCCUGAGGUGCUUGAAAAGUUUCCUUCAGAUUCAGAUGAGCAGCAAGCUCUAAUUACAGCUAUCCAAAAUGAUGAUGGGUAUAAUUGGGGGUACAACCCUGUUCUCUGGGGGGUCCCUAAAGGAAGCUAUGCAAGUAAUGCAAAUGGUACAUACCGUGCAAUUGAGUUUAGGAAGAUGGUUCAGGCACUUAACCGUUUUGGCCUUCGCGUUGUCUUGGACGUUGUUUACAAUCACUUGCAUGGUAGUGGGCCAGUUGAUGAUAAUUCUGUUCUUGAUAAGAUUGUUCCAGGAUACUACUUGAGAAGAAAUACAGAUGGCUUUAUUGAGCAUAGUACCUGUGUGAACAACACUGCUAGUGAGCAUUUUAUGGUUGAGCGCUUAAUUGUUCAUGAUCUAUUGCACUGGGCAGUUGAUUAUAAGGUUGAUGGAUUCCGGUUUGAUCUUAUGGGUCAUAUAAUGAGAAGAACAAUGGUGAAAGCAAAAGAUGCACUCUGCAGCCUAACAAAGGAAAGGGAUGGAGUUGAUGGUUCAAGUAUCUAUAUAUAUGGUGAAGGAUGGGAUUUUGGUGAAGUUGCCAACAAUGGGCGCGGAAUAAAUGCCUCACAGUUGAACAUUCAUGGAACUGGAAUUGGGAGUUUCAAUGAUCGAAUACGGGAUGCGAUACUUGGUGGAUCUCCAUUUGGCCAUCCUCUUCAGCAAGGAUUUGUGACUGGACUACUCUUGCAGCCUAAUGGUCACGAUCAUGGUCCAGAAGCUGUUGCAGAACACAUGCUUGCUGAAUCAAAGGAUCACAUUCAGGUUGGCAUGGCUGCAAAUCUGAGGGACUUUGUUCUAACCAAUUGUGAAGGGAAAGAGGUAAAAGGAUCGGAAAUAUUGACAUAUGGUGGGACACCUGUAGCAUAUACUUUAUGUCCUACUGAAACUAUCAAUUAUGUUUCGGCUCAUGACAAUGAAACUCUGUUUGACAUAGUGAGUCUGAAGACUCCAAUGGAAAUUUCUGUAGAGGAGAGAUGCAGGAUAAAUCACUUGGCGACAAGUAUAAUAGCACUAGCACAGGGAAUACCAUUUUUCCACUCCGGCGAUGAGAUACUCCGGUCAAAAUCACUUGAUCGUGACUCGUACAAUUCUGGUGAUUGGUUCAAUAGGCUGGACUUCACUUAUAGUUCUAACAAUUGGGGUGUUGGCCUUCCUCCAAAAGAGAAAAAUGAAAAGAGCUGGCCGCUAUUCAAGCCAAGAUUAGCAGAUCCAUCCUUUAAGCCUCAGAAGAGUCACAUCAUCGCUGCUGUGGAAAAUUUCUCAAAUUUGUUACGUAUUAGGUACUCUUCGCCACUUUUCCGUUUGAGGACAGCAAAUGCUAUUCAGGAACGGGUACGUUUCCACAAUACUGGUCCUUCACUGGUCCCUGGAGUCAUAGUAAUGAGCAUUGAAGAUGGUCAUGAAGGAGUGCCUGGGUUAUCUCAGCUGGAUCCAAUCUACUCAUACAUUGUGGUUAUCGUCAAUGCAUGUCCAACUGAGGUGUCAUUUGCAAGUCCUUCUCUUCAGGCUAGGACUCUCCAAUUGCAUCCUGAGCAGGUAAUGUCAACUGAUGAAAUUGUCAAGAGAUCUACGUACAACGCUUCUGCAGGAUGUUUUACUGUGCCUCCAAGGACUACGUCUGUGUUCGUUGAGCCUAGGGGAGUUUGA
Molecule: messenger RNA, 2898 nt
Organism: Prunus armeniaca (apricot)
Lineage: Eukaryota; Viridiplantae; Streptophyta; Magnoliopsida; Rosales; Rosaceae
Source: the annotation of a GenBank genome assembly